Portunus trituberculatus (swimming crab) is the source of this 425-nucleotide messenger RNA. RefSeq lists its product as uncharacterized. Lineage: Eukaryota; Metazoa; Arthropoda; Malacostraca; Decapoda; Portunidae. The record is from RefSeq and is a predicted model, not a curated record. The coding region runs from base 1 to 345 and encodes 114 amino acids. Gene Ontology annotation, molecular function: zinc ion binding; nucleic acid binding. The transcript is spliced from 2 exons.
AUGGAAUCUGCAGAACUGUAUGCUUCGAACAUACAGGCGGCUCAGGAGGCCAAGGUUCCAGCAGUUAACAAGAUAACUACCGCGCCUUGGGGCCCAUGUUUUGGUUGUGGUGGUGACUAUUUACGCCGCGAGUGUAAACAUAAGGACGCGGUCUGCAGCUCCUGUGGCAGGUCAGGACACCUCAGUCGAGUGUGUCGCGCCUCUGACCGUGCUCGGCCCUCCAUCGUCCCUGCCAGGCGGAAGAACUACGCGAGGAGCAAGACCCCUCGCUCCACCUACGUGUUCAAGGACAAGGAAGACGGAACUUCAUCGGGUGCUAACAGCAGCGAGGAAAUUCAAGCAUAGACUCGCUACCUACACUGGAGAAAUAAUGAAGGUCUUGGGCUGCAUUGAAGUGGACGUUAAGUAUGAGAAUCAAAGAGCGU